Molecule: messenger RNA, 1426 nt
Organism: Colossoma macropomum (tambaqui)
Lineage: Eukaryota; Metazoa; Chordata; Actinopteri; Characiformes; Serrasalmidae
Gene: gsto1
Product: glutathione S-transferase omega 1
Exons: 7
Coding region: 122-844 (240 amino acids)
Biological process (GO): glutathione metabolic process
Cellular component (GO): cytoplasm
Molecular function (GO): glutathione dehydrogenase (ascorbate) activity; glutathione transferase activity
Source: RefSeq, a predicted model, not a curated record
GAAUAACGCCCCGACCUGUGACUUGAUAUCCUGACACUUCCUCCUAGUAACUGGUCAGUGCGAUAUUACCUAUCCGAAGGUGUUUACGCUCCACUUCGGUCUUCAGAUCCAGACAGUAAUUAUGGCUGCGACUCAGAAAUGCUACGCUAAAGGAAGCUGUGCUCCUGGUCCCGUACCCCAGGGCCAAAUUCGGAUCUACAGCAUGAGAUUCUGCCCUUUUGCUCAGAGAACCAGACUGGUGCUCAAAGCAAAGGGUAUUAACCAUGAAACAGUGAACAUUCAUUUGAAAGAGAAACCUGAGUGGUACCUGGAGAAGAACCCCCUUGGUUUGGUGCCGACAUUGGAGCUCCCCAGUGGUCAAGUGAUCUAUGAAUCGCCGAUCACAUGUGAAUACCUGGACGAAGUGUAUCCUGGGAAAAAGCUGACACCCUCUGACCCCUUUGAGAAAGCCCAGCAGAAGAUGCUGCUGGAGGAGUACUCAAAGAUCAUUCCAUUGUUCUACAAGAUCCCUGGAAGCAGGAAAAACAGUGAGGAUGUGUCUGCAUUGGAGGCAGAACUGAUGGAGAAACUCUCCAAACUGAAUAAGGUUCUUGUGAACAAGAAAACCAAAUACUUUGGUGGUGACUCAGUCACUAUGAUUGAUUACCUGAUCUGGCCGUGGUUUGAGAGGGCCGAGGCAUGGCAGCUGAAUCAGUGUCUGGACGGCACUCCGGAGUUGAAGAAAUGGAUUUUGCUCAUGCAAGAGGAUCCAACUGUGAAGGCCAUCAUGUUCGACGCAGAAACACACAAAGCCUUUUUCAACUCAUACAUGGCUGGAAAUCCCAAUUAUGAUUAUGGUUUAUAGAUUUAUGUACAUACUGAAGUUGAUGUGACCAUCAUGUUAAUUUUGUAGUCAAAUUUUUCCACUUUCCAGUCAUAUUGAGGAUGAUAUGCUCUGUAUAGCAUUAGAAAAUCAGAAGGACAGCAAUAAUGGAAUGGCAAUAUUGGCAUAUAAACAGUGUGUUUUUGGUGCUUGUUUUGCUCUUUGGAGGUGUGGAAAUGUUUUAUCCUUUCAAGCAUCUACAUGUUCUGGUCUUAAAGCAAAUAAAUUUUGUAUAACCAAUAAUGUCGGCAAUGUUAAAUAAAUGUACUUUCUAUAGGCAGAUGUACUUUGGCUGAACUUAUAAUCCUUUACUUUUAUAACAUUCAUCACAAAAAGUGCAAUAGAUUUUUAUUACACUAGGAAGGAGGAAAAAAACAACUAUUCAUUAUUUUUGCAUUACUCAUUAUGCAGUAAGUGGCAGGUGUGUGGCAUUUGGAGAAACUAGACAAAAAGAAGGAAAACAACAUGUACUGUGUAUUAUGUAUUCAUGUUGAGCUUUUAAUGUUUUAUACAUUUUAUUGCAAAUGAUAGGAAUAUAAAUUACAGACAUUCUUGUAACCUCAA